AUGUUGAGAGUAGCAGCUCUGCUCCUGCAGCUGACGCUAUGGGCUACUACCGUCUACGCCUUCUUCCCGUUCAUCCCGGACGACCAGUGUGACCCAAAUGAGCACUGUGGCCCCUUUCCCGCCAGCUCGAGGAGGGGCGAUAGUGGGUUUGACCAGACGUCCAAGGGAAUCACACUCGAGCUCUAUCACAGGCCCAGUAAUAAUGACGCCUCCGCAAAGACCGACCCGAUAGCACGAGCCACUGAGCAGCUCAUUCGCAAGUUUGGAGGCCUGCGGUCUUCACCGCCGUCCGAGUUGGAUAGAAGGAAGAACGAGUAUUCCGUAUCCGAACCUGCGGGCCCGACAACAUCCAACAGCGCGGGUAUCUACCAGGCUGGGCCCGACUACUCAUACUUCAUCAAGGCACAAGUCGGCUCCGCGCAACAGUCGUUUUACAUGCUCCUCGACACCGGCGCUGCAAACUCGUGGCUUAUGGGCUCCGACUGCCAGUCAGAUGCUUGCAAAAUGCACGCAACUUUCGACCCUUCCUCUUCGAAGACAUGGCGGACAGAUAAGGAAGCCUUUUCGAUUGCAUACGGCUCCGGGGACCUUACCGGCAUCGUGGGUCAGGACAAGGCCUCCUUUGCUGGCCUGAAGAACUUCGACUUCUCCUUUGGGCUGGCCAACUACACUCACGACGAUUUCAAACAUUUUGCCUUUGACGGCAUCCUCGGUCUCGCGAUGAGUUCAUCGGUGACGGGGACGUUCUUGCAGACACUAAAGGCGAACAAACUGCUGAACUCGCUCACAGUCGGCAUUUCCUUGAACCGGGAUUCGGAUGGAAGGAACGACGGUCAGGUCACGUUCGGCGGGGUUGACAAAGCCAAGUAUACUGGUGAGAUCACGUACACUAACGUCCAAUCCCCGGAAAAAGAGGCUGGAGAAUGGGCUAUCCCAAUGGACGGUGUGGGCUUCAACGGCAAGUCGGUCAGCAUCGGCAGCACAAUGGCCUACAUUGACACGGGAACAUCGUUCAUCUUUGCGCCACCGGACGACUUGGUCGAGCUAUUCAAGCUCAUUCCGGGUUCAAGCUCGUACCAGAACGCCCAGUAUGUGGAAUAUCAGAUCCCAUGCGACACGAAGUUGCCAAUCCAUGUCACCUUCUCCGGCGUCAAUUACGAAAUCUCGGCGGCAGAUUGGGUCGUGAGGAAGGAUGAGAAGAGCUGCAUCAGCCGCAUCUACGGCUACGAGAUCAAGAGCGGCACUUGGCUGCUCGGCGAUACCUUCCUCAAGAACGUCUACAGUGUCUUCGACGCUGAUAAGAUGCGGAUUGGCUUCGCCGCCAAGCCCGCGCCGCCGCCGAAGCCGACCUCGACAUCGGUCACAGCAUCGGCAUCGGCAUCGACUAGUUCGUCUGCCACUACACUCGUCACGGCAGUUACGUCGUUGGCAAGCGAUGCGCACCCCCAAAUGCCGGGGUUUAGCGGCCAGGAGACGCCGGCGGCGGGCACUGCCCAGUCGACGUCAAGCCCAGCAGCGGCACACACGGUCUCGCCUGGAAACCAGUUGAGGAGCAGUGUCUGCAUGUCGAUGCUCUGCAUCGCUGCUAGCUUUGCUAUCCUGGGGUGA
This is a messenger RNA of Chaetomium strumarium, 1608 nucleotides long. RefSeq names its product aspartic peptidase domain-containing protein. Gene Ontology annotation, biological process: proteolysis. The transcript is spliced from 2 exons. NCBI's taxonomy places the organism in Eukaryota, Fungi, Ascomycota, Sordariomycetes, Sordariales, Chaetomiaceae. The coding region runs from base 1 to 1608 and encodes 535 amino acids. Gene Ontology annotation, molecular function: aspartic-type endopeptidase activity. The record is from RefSeq and is a predicted model, not a curated record.